This is a messenger RNA of Rattus norvegicus (Norway rat), 13134 nucleotides long. The record is from RefSeq and is a predicted model, not a curated record. Lineage: Eukaryota; Metazoa; Chordata; Mammalia; Rodentia; Muridae.
AAAGGAGUUUCUUGCAAAUGGAGAACGGUAGCGUGUGUGUGUGUGUGUGUGUGUGUGUGUGUGUGUGUGUGUGUGGUGUUGUUGUUGUUGCUGCUGCAGGCUUUGUUUCUUUCUGAUUGCAGAACCUGUUGCUGGUACAGUAACUUCUUAGAAUUGUCAGAUAUGUAGAAGCUUGGACUCAACGGUUAAAUUCAGCCGUGAAAUUGUAUUUGAAGAAGAUAUUGUUGUGUCUUCCAAAAUGCGCUGUGGAAACUUGCACACGUAACUAGGCCAAAUGUCACAUAUCAUACAAACUUGGCUGUAUAGCAGAGAACUCAGUUGUACAGUAAUAGUAAAAGGGAAACUGUCAAAAUUUGCACCAAGCCCAAGUAUAAGAUGAUUGCACUACAUAGGUCUUACGGGUUUUAAUAUUCUUCAAAUUAUCCACCCUGUCAAUAAUACAGAUCACAUCAGGAAACAAUGCGUGGGAUUGAAUAUUAAAUGGCAAGUAAUUUAACUGAUAUUUAAAGGGAGAAAAAGGUCAGUUACUGUUUUGGAAACACAAUAAAAGAAUUUUCAUGGUAUUGGCUUUUCUUCAUAAUGGGAAGUAAAUGUCUUGUGCUGUAGUCAUCUGACAUUUGUUUUUCCUUUGAAAAACGAAAGUGCAGAUAACACCAGAUAAUACACCAAGACACCUAGGAAAUCGAGAGACCCAGGAAGCAGCCUCUGGAGAGAGAUUUAAAAGAUAACAUUUAAAUAGACAACUUUCUAUUUCUGUGCAAAGACUGACUUUGGGUAAUAAGAUUACAAGAGUCUCAAUUUUUUAAUGUGAACAAAAUCUACUUUUUGAUUAAGUGUUCUAUAUGGUUGUGUAAUACUUUACUGCUGCCAAAGAACUUUCCCAUUGGUUAUCUCGUUGCACAGUAACCUCAUGAGACAGAGCAAGUAGCAAUGUAGAGAUGAUUUUAUAAUCCUUUUUCCAGUAUGGAAGCCCAAUACCUGCAGUUGAUCAUGAGAGCUUGCUAUGAAAACAAGAUGUGUACAAGUGUAAUGUGAGAAAAGGAAUUCUGGAUCACAUACCUAGUGACUUGAGAUCUAAUUAAUCCAGCUUUUAAAAAGCUUCCUUGAUCUAUAAUUAGAAUACAAUAAAAAUGAGUAUACGUGAGGUUACAGUCCCCUGAGUGCCGUCACAUGUACACAGUUUAUACACACCACUCCACUGAACCUUCACAGCCAUUCAUUCUGUCAACCGAGAGUUUCACUUGUGCUCACUCCUUUUCCUCAGUCCUUAACCCCCUUUCACCCAAGUAAAAUUUGGUCUGCUUUCUUUCAUUAUAUUUUGGCUUUUUGAACAUUUCAUAUAAAUGUGAUUAUAACUUUCAUAGCCAUGUCUGGCUUCUUUUUACCUACAAUAAUGUUUUUUCAGAUGUACAUAUGACAUUCCCUUUUUAGUAGUUCCAUUCAUCCUUUAAGUAGGUGAUUUAUUGUAUGGAUAUGGCACAUAUCCCCCCCCCCCCAACACCCCCUGCAUGUGCUGAAUUUGAUGUUGAGAAUCCUCUUGGAUUGACCUUUCCUCUUAUUAAGACAGAGUCCCAUAGUCAAACCCAGAGCUUCCUACGUUUCUGAUCUUGGUAGUCAGCUUGCUCUGGCAACCAUUUUGCUCUGCCUUAAUGUAACUGGACUAACAGGUGACAGAGAAUGCCCACCUGCCAUUUCUGUGGGUUUCUGGGGAUCUGAACUCCCAGUCCUCACACUUGCAGGGCAAGUACUUUAACCAUUUGGUCAUCUGUCCAGCCUCAUAGUUUGUUUAUUCACUCAUCAGAUAGAGGAUAUUUGAACAAUUCUGCUGUGAAUAUUUGUGUAUAAAUCUUUAAUUAGAAAUAAUUUUUGUUUCUUCUGGGUAUAGAUACUGAGCAGUAGAACUGCUGGCUAAUGUGCAGAGUUUUAUUUUUUAAAAAAGUUUCCAAAUUUCUUCAAAAAUACUUGUUUUAUAGUCCCAGUAGCAAUAUAUUAAGGUAACUUUUAUGACAAAUCUCUCUAGUACUUUAUCCUUUUAAAAAUUAAUAUAGUUUCAUUGUGAUACAAAACAUAUCUAUCUUAACUGAUUAUAAAUUUAAUGUAAAUAUUAUUUCUUGCUGUGUAUGUAUGUAGGAUGUGUGAGGGGCAUACAUGUGCCACAGUGUAUUGUGAAGGUCCGAGGGCAACCCUGUGCUCUUCUUUGACCUUUCCAUGAAUUCUGGGGAUAUCUUUCAGGUCACUAGGCUUGUAUGGCAAGUACCUUUAACCUCUAAGCCAUCUCAUUAGCCCCUAAUAAUUCCUUAGUCUUUUGAUUGUAGCUAUUAUGGGAUAUAUAGUAAUAUUGAACUUUUUUUUCUUUUUUCUUUUUUUUUUUUCGGAGCUGGGGACCGAACCCAGGGCCUUGCGCUUGCUAGGCAAGCGCUCUACCACUGAGCUAAAUCCCCAACCCCUUGAAUUGUUUUAAUUUGCCUUUGCCUAAGGUGUUGGCCAGCAUUGUGUGUGUGUGACUAGAGUUUGGAGUGAUUGAAAUUAUGUGUGUGUGUGUGCAGUAGUCAGCUUAAACUGGCCAAAAUUUGUGUGUGUUUGUGUGUGCGCAGGUAAGUUGACAUGCUAGUCAGCUUAUAUUAAGUCACUUUUUAGAAAGUACUUAAUUUAUAUGUAUGGGUGUUUUGCCUUCAUGUGCAUGCAGUGCCUUUUGCAAAAGGUAUGAAUUUCACAGAACUGGAGUUACAGAUAGUUGUUAGUUGUCGUGUAGCUGACAGAAAUCAAACCUGAGUCCUCUGGAAGAACUGCUAGAGUUCUUAACCUCUGAGCCGUCUCUCCAGCCUCUUAAAUUGUUAAAUCACAUGAAGCACAGACAUUGGCUACUACCUAUUUCCAAGAGGCUGUUCCUAGAGCACCCAAUGUACAAGGCCCAGCAGUGGAGAUACUUUUGACAAAGAAGCCAUAGAUAUGUUUCUAUAUUGUCUUUCAUGGUUACCCCAUUAGAAAAGAUGGCCAGGAACUGCUGCCUUUCUGCUCUUGUUGACUCUUAGAAUGGUCCCUACUGAACAGAGUCUUACGGGCUUGCUUCAUCUGUUUCUUGAGCUGAAGAUGAGCUUAGGAUAUUUUUCAGACAUUUGCAGAAUUGAUUUUUGUUUCUUUUGAGAUGAAGCCUUACCAUUUUGUUCCAGCUGGCCUCAAUUGAACUGACUGGGUAGCUUAGUUUGACCUCAAACCCAGUCUUCCUGCCUUCAUCCAGAGGGAGGGAAUUACAGGCCUAUGCCACCAUGCCCAGAGUCAUUAUAGAAUUGAAAUGGUAACUUAUUUAGGUCAUCUAAAGAAUUUGAGAAACAAGGCACUGUUUAGAAGAUUCUGCUUGCGUUCUUCCCAUUAGGUACUUCAAAGUGGAAAUAAAAAGUGGCAUGUAAACCCAGUAACUAUAUUCACGUGAAAAGGCUUGCUUUAAGUAUUUUUGUCUUGGUGAAUAAGGUUGUUUUAAGUGUUUAUAAGAAAUAAUUAUUCAAAAGAGAAUUUUCUGUGUUUUUGUUAUUUUCCUAAGUUAGUGUCUUAGUUAGGAUUGCUGUUGCUGUGGUGAAACACCAUGAUCAAAGCAGCUUGGGGAGGAAAGGGUUUAUUUGGCUCACACUUCCACAUCACAGUGCAUCAUCAAAAGAAAACAGGACAGGAACUCAAGCAGGGCAGGAACCUGGAGGCAGGAGCCACUGAGGAGUACUGCUUACUGGCUUGCUCCUCAUGGCUUGCUCAGCCUGCUUUCUUAUAGAACCCAGGACCACCAGCCCAGGGGUGACAUUGCUUACAAUGGACUGGGCUCUCCCCCAUCAAUCACUAAGGAAAUGCUGCACAGGUUUACCUGUAGCCUGAUCUUAUGGAGACAUAGUCUUAAUUGAAGUGCCUCCUCUCAGAUGACUUUAGCUUGUGUCAAGUUGACAUAAAACUACCCAGCACAGUUAAGAACAUUUACUCCUAUUGUUUGUAGCAGAAAUUUUGUGGCUAACUACCUCUUCAUGGAUCUUUCUUCAUGUCCUUCUUGACUUUCUCCAAACUAAAUUCAUCUUAGCACUUUAUAGUUAAGAAAAAGAAAGGGGCGAGAGGGAGGGAGGGAGAGAGGGGGAGGGGGAGGAGAAGAUUGAUUCUUAACUAAGUCCAGUUUUUCAACUUGACCUGCUAGCUUUCUUUUGAGUUGUAAGUGAUAUAUUUGACCUGUAUUUGGAUUCCUGUCCCAGUGAUAUUUGUUGGCAUAGACAGCUUUGGGAAAUAGGUAAUGAUUAAAAAUUUCUAAAACCAGACCGAUUUUUUUUUUUUUUUUUGAGAUUUGUUGGGGUUAGGUGAUUGGGUUCUUUCUUUUUUUUCUUGACAUUUUUUCUUUUAUUGGAUGUAUUUUUAUUUACAUUUCAAAUGUUAUCCCCUUUCCCAAUUUCCCCUCCAGAAAUCCACUAUCUCCCCCUGCUUCUAUGAGGGUGCUGCCCACCCACCCAUUCCUCCUACCACCUCACCCUGACAUUCUCCUACACUGGGGCAUCGAGCCUUGACAGGACCAAGGGCCUCUUCUCCCAUUGAUGCCAGACAAGGCCAUCCUCUGCUACACAUGUGACUGGAGUCAUGGGUCCGUCCCUGUGUACUCUUGGGAUGAUGGUUAGUCCCUGGGAGCCCUCGGGGGUGGGGGUGGGGGUCUAGUUGGUUGAUAUUGUGGCUCUUAUGGGGUUGCAAACUCCUUCAGCUCCUUCAGUCCUUUCUGUAACUCCUCCAUUGGGGACCCUGCUCUCGGUUCAGCGGUUGGUUGUGAGCGUCCACCUCGUAUUUGCAUUCUAAGCAUUGAAUUGGAAAGUCCUCAGGCUUCAUUCUUUUUUAAUCAUAUGAAGUCUUAGAUGCAGUGCUGCUUGCUCUUUCUGACAUCGCUUCAGGGAGCAGACAGACUGUAGUCCAAGAUUUCUAGCAAAAGUUUUAGAGAAUCUGUGCUGUUCAUAUAACCAGUGAAAUUACUCAUGAUUGCCCCAGUUGCCUUAGACUUUAACCAGUGCUGAGGCCAGUGGAGUUUUUCUGAUUGUGGUAGUAUAUCUGAAGCUAAUAAUAUGAUCAGGUCUCAUCAGAUGUAGCUGAGAUUGGGUGGGAGACGCUGGUAGAGUCUAGGCAUCUGUUACAUAUACCACCUUCUUAGAGUAUUUCUGAGGAGUAAAUUAAUAUAGGUACUCAAAUGUUAGAACUCCCCAAACCCUCACUUCCCAGAUUCCUCCCUCCCUGUCCUUCCACCCCAAUUUCCUCUUUCACGUUUCUCUUUUUGUUGUUUGAUUUUGGAGUGUUAGUGGUUUGUCUGAGGAAUGUCCUCCAUAGGCUCAGGCAUGUGAACACUUGGUCCCCAGGUGCUGGCGCUGUUUGGGGAGGUUUAGGAGGUCAGCCUGCUGGACGAAGUGCAUCACUGGGGUGGGCUUAAGUCCCGGUGCCCACUGACAGUUGGCUUUCUGUACUUUGUGCUUGUUAAAGAGGUGAAACUCUACUGCUGUAACUGCUGCUUAUUGCUGUGCUUUCCUGCUAGGAUGGCCUUAACUCUCUGGAACAGUAAACACAAACUCUCUCUUCCAUAUGUGUAUGUCUUGUCAUGGUAUUUUAUCAGAGCAACAGCAGAAUAGCUAAUAUAGGUUUGCUUCUUAUUUUGCUUGUUUUGAGACAGGCUAUUCUGGAACAUGUAUUAAUAAUCCUCUGCAGUAAUAGUCUCUGGAUGUCUCCAACUCUCCACUCUCCCAAAGCUCUGAGUUGUACCUGGGUGGUAGGGUUGAACUGAGGUCCAUAUGUGUGCACAACAGGCACUUACCCAACUGAGUCAUCUCCUGGCCUUCAUAUUUUCCUUUAAAGCUUCAGAAGAAAAGGGCAUAUCGAUCUGUACCUAUAAUCAUAUCAUUCAAGAGGCAGAGGAAAGAGAAUUCCUGCAAAUUUAAGGCCCAGCUGAUCUACAUUGUGAAUUCUAGGCCAGCCAGGGCUACAUAGUAAGACCCAGUUUCCAAUUAUAAAGCAAAAAGUGUAAUAGAAUUUGUGUUUCUCCUUUUCUUCCUCUUUUCAUGCUGGAGAUGGAUCCCAAGUCUUCACAUAUAUUAGGAUGGAGCCACAUCCCUAGUCUUUGGCUGUUCCCUUCUUGUGAUGUAAUUGUAUUCAUUGGUGUCCAUAUCCUCACUAGAAUUCAAGUUCUAUAAGGGCAUAGCUUCUAAUUGGUUUACUUUUGGUGCCUGGCUUAAGAAGAUAGUCACUAAGUAAUGAAUGAAAAAUUAACUUGAAAUAUAUUACAUGUAUGAAUGAAAUUCUCAAACUAUAAAAAUUAAGAAAUAAAAAUAUUUUAAAUUAUGGAAUUGAAAAAGAUUUUAUGGGGUUGGGGAUUUAGCUCAGUGGUAGAGCGCUUGCCUAGCAACCGCAAGCCCCUGAGUUCGGUCCCCAGCUCCAAAAAAAAAAAAAAAAAAAAAAAAAAAAAAGAAAAAAAGAAAAGAAGAAAAAAAAAAAAGAAAAAGAUUUCAUUUGGUUAAAAUUAUUCCUAUUUAUUUGCUUGAUAAUAUUGAAUAAAUAAUUUAAGCAAGUUUUUCUUUGAUAUUGUUUACUAAUUUAAAGAAAUUUCCAUUAUUUUUCUUUUUAAAGAUAAGGUUAGCCCCAUUUCUUAGAAUAGAUUAUGAUACCGCUCGUAACAAUUGGAGUAAUGUAAUAGUGUAUUUACUGAUGUCAUCUCUGACAUUGGGUAUUGCUGACUGAGUAAAAGAAUGAAUUAAUGAACUAGUAAUCUCUUUUUGGUAAUUUAGAGUUUAAAAACACAGAAGGUUUUUACAAACUUUUUUUCCCCUGUUUGAACAUUCUGGACCCUUAGGUAUAGAGUGAUUGUCAAGUGAACCUUUUGGGGAGCUGGAGCAGCAGUUUAACCUAGCUUUGGAAGGACACCUCUAGAGCUCCAGGGACCUGUUUCCGUGUACACGCACACUGCCUAAUACAGAGUGUCCUUUGACACAGUAGCAUUCUAUUCCAAGCCAUUCCGAAUGUGUCAUGUGCUUCUCCUACCUCUGUAGUGUAGUGGUUGGAGUGACAGCAUUGAAUCACAAUUUGUAGAUGGGAUGAACUCUGCUUAUACAACUGAUGCUGUAUUUAGAGGAUGGGACUUUGAGUUGGCCCUUGCCAGAAUUUGACCCAAGCCAGAUUCGACUGAUUGUAUAUCAAGACUGUGAAAGACGAGGGAGAAAUGUAUUGUUUGACUCCAGUGUUAAGAGAAAAAAUGAGGACACAUCAGUAUCGAAGCUGUGUAAUGAUGCUCAAGUCAAGGUCUUUGGGAAGUGCUGCCAGCUGAAGCCAGGGGGAGACAGUUCUUCCUCUUUGGAUAGCUCUAUCACUUUAUCUUCUGAUGGAAAAGACCAGUGUCCCAAAUACCAGGGUUCUCGGUGUUCUUCUGAUGCCAAUAUGCUUGGAGAGAUGAUGUUUGGCUCAGUAGCAAUGAGCUACAAAGGAUCCACCUUAAAAAUUCAUCAGAUCCGCUCUCCUCCCCAGCUCAUGCUUAGCAAAGUUUUCACUGCACGGACUGGCAGCAGUAUCUGUGGAAGUCUCAAUACACUGCAAGACAGUCUUGAAUUCAUCAAUCAGGACAGUAAUACAUUAAAGGCUGAUAGCAGCACAGUUAUUAAUGGGCUGCUUGGAAAUAUAGGUCUUUCACAGUUCUGCAGCCCCAGGCGGGCAUUCUCUGAGCAGGGUCCGCUCCGCCUGAUCAGGAGCGCCUCUUUCUUUGCAGUUCACAGCAACCCAAUGGACAUGCCAGGAAGAGAACUGAGUGAGGACAGAGACAGCGGCAUAGCACGCUCUGCAUCUCUGAGCAGCCUGCUCAUCACCCCAUUUCCCUCCCCAAACUCCUCACUCACCCGAAGCUGUGCCAGCAGCUACCAGCGACGUUGGCGACGUAGCCAAACAACAAGUUUGGAAAAUGGGGUAUUUCCUAGAUGGUCUAUAGAAGAAAGCUUUAAUCUGUCAGAUGAAAGUUGUGGCCCUAACCCAGGAAUUGUGAGGAAAAAGAAGAUUGCAAUUGGGGUAAUCUUUUCAUUAUCCAAAGAUGAAGAUGAAAAUAACAAAUUCAAUGAAUUCUUUUUUUCACAUUUUCCUCUCUUUGAAAGCCACAUGAACAAAUUAAAGAGUGCAAUAGAACAGGCUAUGAAAAUGAGCCGGAGAUCAGCUGAUGCUGGCCAGAGAAGUUUAGCAUACAAUCGAAUAGUUGAUGCCUUGACUGAAUUCAGAACAACAAUUUGUAAUCUUUACACAAUGCCAAGAAUUGGGGAACCUGUGUGGCUUACAAUGAUGUCAGGGACUCCAGAAAAGAACCAGCUUUGCCAUCGUUUCAUGAAGGAAUUCACUUUUCUAAUGGAAAAUGCUUCCAAAAAUCAAUUCUUGCCAGCUCUCAUUACUGCAGUUUUGACCAAUCAUCUUGCCUGGGUUCCAACAGUCAUGCCAAAUGGACAGCCACCUAUAAAAAUAUUUUUAGAAAAACAUUCCUCUCAGAGUGUGGGCAUGUUGGCAAAGACUCAUCCAUAUAACCCUCUUUGGGCACAACUUGGAGAUUUGUAUGGCGCUAUUGGGUCUCCAGUACGGUUAGCAAGAACUGUAGUAGUUGGCAAACGACAAGACCUGGUCCAGAGACUGCUUUAUUUUCUUACUUACUUUAUCAGAUGCUCUGAACUUCAAGAAACCCAUCUUUUAGAAAAUGGAGAAGACGAAGCCAUUGUUAUGCCAGGCACAGUGAUUACUACCACUUUAGAAAAGGGGGAAGUAGAGGAAUCUGAGUAUGUGCUGAUCACAGUGCAUAGGAACAAAAGCAGCUUGCUCUUUAAAGAGUCAGAAGAGACAGGAACUUCCAACUGUAACUGUAAAUAUUGCAGCCAUCCACUCCUUGGGCAAAAUACAGAGAAUGUGUCUCAACUAGAGAGAGAAGAUAUUCAAGACAACUCUAAGGAAUUGCUGGGAAUUUCAGAUGAAUGCCAAAAGAUUCCUCCUCCUGACUGCCAAGAAGAAAAUGCUACUGAUGUUCAGCGGUACAGAGAUAAAUUAAGAGCUCGUCUUGACACCAAGUUAGAGACAAUUGUUUGUACAGGGUCUGCUCCAGCAGACAAAUGUGUGUUGUCAGAGACAGGCUUGGAGCCAACAGAAGAAUCCUGGCAGAGUAAGGAAUUGCUGGAUUCAGAUAAUCAAACAGGCACAGCGAUGAGACCUACAGGGAUAGUUGUAGAAAAGAAACCUCCAGAUAAGACUGUGCCCAGUGCAUUUUCCUGUGAGUUAACUCAGACAAAGGUUACUUUCUUGAUUGGAGAUUCUAUGUCACCUGAUUCAGAUACUGAACUUCGGAGUCAGGCUGUGGUGGAUCAGAUUAACAGACAUCAUAGCAAACCACUGAAGGAAGACAGAGGAGUGACUGAGAAGCAUCAAGAAAAUAAAAUCACUAAGGACCAAUCUGGAGGCUCUGGCACACAUAACAUGGUUUCUGGAGAGUCCUGUGAGCUUCCUUGUUGGAGUCAUUCAGAUCCAGAAAGCAUGAGCCUCUUUGAUGAAUAUUUUAAUGAUGAUUCGAUUGAAACCAGGACUAUUGAUGAUGUUCCAGUUAAAACAAGUACAGAUAGUAAAGAGUAUUGCUGUAUGUUGGAGUAUCCAAAAAGAUUGUAUACAAAAGAUAACAAACAGCAAAAUGAACUUUGUAAAUGUAUAGAAACAGUUCAUCAAGAUUCGUGUAAUGCCUGCUUUCCUCAGCAGGACCAGAGAGAUGCCCUCUCUAUUCUUGUCCCCCAUGGGGAUAAAGAGAGUUCAGACAAAAAAAUUGCUGUAGGAACUGAAUGGGACAUUCCAAGAAAUGAAAGUUCAGAUAGUGCCCUUGGAGAUAGUGAGAGUGAAGACACAGGUCCUGACAUAAGAAGACAAGUUGGCAGUUACUGUGGAGGGGAUCAGGAAGAUUGGGCAGAAGAGGAUGAGAUACCUUUCCCUGGGUCAAAGUUGAUUGAAGUGAGUGCUGUUCAGCCCAACAUUGCCAACUUUGGAAGAUCCUUGCUGGGUGGCUACUGCUCAUCUUAUGUUCCUGACUUUGUUCUUCAAGGAAUUGGGAGUGAUGAGAGGCUCCGUCAGUGCCUGGCAUCAGAUUUGUCCCAUGCUGUGCAGCAUCCAGUGUUAGAUGAGCCAAUAGCAGAAGCUGUCUGUAUUAUAGCUGAUAUGGAUAAAUGGACUGUUCAAGUGGCCAGCAGUCAGAGACGGGUGACAGAUAAUAAAUUGGGAAAGGAGGUGUUGGUUUCCAGUCUUGUUUCCAACCUGCUUCAUUCUACUCUUCAGCUUUAUAAACAUAACUUGUCUCCAAACUUUUGUGUAAUGCACCUUGAAGACCGGCUACAGGAGUUAUACUUCAAGAGCAAAAUGCUGGCUGAGUACCUGAGGGGACAGAUGCGUGUUCAUGUCAAGGAGCUAGGAGUAGUUCUUGGGAUCGAAUCCAGUGACCUUCCCCUUCUGGCUGCUGUAGCAAGCACCCACUCUCCAUAUGUCGCUCAGAUACUCCUUUAACAUGUCCAGAGGAGAACAUGGUUCAAAGUUGAAUAGAAACCAAGGAGAUAGGCACAGUGUGUAUCUGUGGAGUUGUUGCUGUUCUGUUUUGUAUUUGUCCAUUCUGCUUCUGGGUGAAUGUGUCACCCCAUGCUUGUUGCAUUGCAGUGUGUAUAGACCAGAUGACUUUUUAUUUCUAACUGCACAUCUGGGUAGUGGUAGAUUUUCAACCAAGUAAAACUAAAUCAAAAUAAUUGGGGAGAUGUGGAGGGGUGGAAUUUGCAAAAGCCAAAGUGUAACUUAGAAUUUCUGUGAAUAUCCAGAAAUUUCAUGCAAACUCUAAAAUGUUGUCACAACUCAUGAAUAGCAAUAGUUGUCUCAUGAUCAAAUGUCAGAAAUCUUCAUUCACUGAUUUUUAAUUUUUAUUUCUAUGGUACAGAAAUCUAUAAGACCUUGAUUUGUUUGUUGUUUUGCAAUUCAGAUCAACUAAUUUCUAGUUAUUUAAGUAUUUUUUUUAAAAAAACCUGUUAAUUAUGAGAAACUCAGAAUGAGUGACGAUGUCAUGUGCUCAUCUGAAGUGUACAUAUGUAUCUAUUUUUUUUAAAAAAGCAGGGGUGGAAAUACAAUAUUGAUAAACAUGCCUUUUUAAAAAAUAUUUUUUCAUCUAGUAUUGUAUAUAAUGUUGAAAUACUACCUUCUGAUGAUUUUUUUCUGUUUCACACAUUCUAAAAUAUAUUUAAAGCCAAUCUUUCAGAGGCUAAAAGUUGUAGAUUCCCUAAGAAUACUACUUUUUACCAUUUGUUUUCUAAGAAUAAGCUAAUUCUUAAUGAUAUUUGCAUAUUAAUUUAAUAAAUAAAAAUUAAGAUUAAAAAGUGCACCAAAGCAAUGGCAAAAAUACUGUAUUUUUUAAAUAUGCUCAGGUGGCCACAAACCAGUAUCAACCAUUAUAAACCCAUGUGAGCAGAAUAUUUCCUAACAAUUUUCAAUUUACACUAGUAGAAGUAAUAACUUUAAAAUUAUUCUUUCUUUAAGUGUUCCUUUAAAAUAUUGAUUGCUUUUCAAAGCUUUCCAUUUAUCCUUUGUCAUCCUCUUUGUAUAUAAUGUAGAUUGUUGCUGUAAGAAAGGCUAAUAAGGAACCAAACUCUUGUAAGUAAUGUAAAUAGGAAGGUGGGUAGAUCAUGUUUUCAGUAUACUCUACUACCUCAGUUUACUUGAAUACUGAAUUAUAGCUUACUCUCUGCUUGUGUGGGCUAGAAUUAAAGUUGGUUUCUGUUUUCAUUUACUAAUUCUAAAUUGUUUAGCUCAAAAAAAAAAAGAUAGAAAACAACAUAAAACUCCCAAAACAACCCUACCCACGUGUUUGGUUACUGAAUACUUUUAUUAUAACACAUCCAUUCUUGCUAUUUAAAAUUUUCAGUAAUUAAUAAAAAUUUCUGUGGUUUAUAGUCUUUAGAAUCUUGAAUUUAUGUGUCUGGUUACAUUUAUCUUGCUCUUUAUGUGAGUUCAAGAGAAUUCCAACUAGAAAAGAAUAAAUAGGACGUUUUAAUGGAACAUAAACCCAAAAUUAGGGUAUCUGCAGUUGGCCCUUGUUCUGUUGGUUGGUUCCAGUUAGUACCUGGGUCUCCCAUGGAUGACUUGGUGCCAAAGAGUUUUUUAUAGAUGUGGGGUUUUGGUCUUUUGUUGUUUUUUUUUUUUUUUUUUUGAUGUCCUUGUAACCCAUUUGUUAGUGGAAUUGCUCUGUUGUAUUCUGUUGAAAUUCAGUGAGUAGAUUUGUGUUAGAAUUUAGAAUCUCAGAAAGUUUCCUAUGGGCCAUUGUACAUUAUUUUUGAUUGUGGCUCAGAAUAUAUGUAGCAGGUAGAAAUGUCUGGGAUGUUUUCUUAAACUUGGAGCUUUUCAUAGUUCUAUCUGAAAUCUCUCAUUACUACUUAGUAAUUCUAGUCUUUAAUAAGUGAAUGGCUUGUGCACCUAAUAUUCUCAAACCUCAGCUUUGCUGGAAAGGCCUGUAGUUUCUUAAAAACUCUCUAGUCCUUGUAAGAUUCCCUGAUUUUAUAAUGCUUUGAUCAUCAUAUUCUUUACUUACUCAGAGCCCAAGGAAUGAGCUGCUACUUCUUUACAGUGUGGCUGUGAUAAAUGUGAAGAGAGUUUUGGCCUGUUUAAUAAUUUUUCAACUACUUAAUGGUACAGAUAAAUAUGUGCUACAUGUUAAAAAUACCUGUUCAUUGUUACAGGAAAUUAAAAAGGGAUCUUUUAUAUUAUAGGAUUAAAACUAAUUUUCUGUAUAUGUUAACUAAUUGAUUUGAUUUUAAAUAUCUUGCAUUUAUUAAUAUGUCUUAAUAUUGAAUUUGAAACUAUUAAGUGCAAUAAACAUUACUACAGAUUUCAUUUUGUUGCAGUUGGCACACAGUGCAGAUGAUCACUAAAAAUAAUUUGCAUAAUGCCUACAUCCAGUAGCUGUCUUAUGAGAAUGUUCUGCUUUCUCUUAAGUUAUUUAGAUGAUGACUAUAUAAAAUGUACAUACUUGUUUGUUGUUCUGAAUACAUUUCUCAAAUGUACACCUGUAUUAUAAUAACCUCCCAGUUCUAGGGGAAAUUUGUGCAAUAAACACUCAUGUCAAUUUGA